This is a messenger RNA of Tetrapisispora phaffii CBS 4417, 762 nucleotides long. Its product is annotated as PRELI/slowmo family protein. The record is from RefSeq and is a predicted model, not a curated record. Bases 1 to 762 code for a protein of 253 amino acids. Gene Ontology annotation, molecular function: phosphatidic acid transfer activity. Gene Ontology annotation, cellular component: mitochondrial intermembrane space. The transcript has a single exon. NCBI's taxonomy places the organism in Eukaryota, Fungi, Ascomycota, Saccharomycetes, Saccharomycetales, Saccharomycetaceae. Gene Ontology annotation, biological process: phospholipid transport.
AUGAAACUAUUUGAAAACAGUUGUGAUUUUGACUAUUCCUGGGCACAUGUAACCGCUGCCAACUGGAAGAAAUAUCCAAAUGAAGUCUCUACUCAUGUUAUUGCUGUAGACGUGUUGAAAAGAGAAGUUGAGAGAAAUGGACAAGUUCUGAUUACAGAGAGACUGAUUACUUGCAAGCAGAAUGUCCCACAAUGGAUAAUGAUGUUGCUGGGCGGCUCGAAUAUAAGUUAUGUUAGAGAAGUCUCUACGGUGGAUCUAAGUCAGAAAAGUUUGGUUAUGCGUAGUUGUAAUCUGACCUAUUCGAAUUUAUUGAAAGUUUACGAAACUGUAACGUAUACACCACAUCCAGAGGAUCCUGUAAAUAGGACACUGUUUUCACAAGAAGCUCAAAUCACUGCAUAUGGAGCCAUUACCAGGCUUUGUAAUAAGAUGGAAGAUUGGUCUGUCCAGAGAUUUCGCGAUAAUGCGAACAAGGGUAAGAUUGGAUUCGAUAACGUUCUGAAGAAAUUCGAAGCCCAUUGGCAACAAAAGGAGAAGUUGGUGGAUGAAAUCAGUAGUUCAAUCAUUUCAAAAGUUAACGAAACUGUAGAGGAUAUAAAAUUACAAACAGAAGGAUUGAUUAUAGAAACAGAAAGACAAAAUAAACUGUUAUACAAUACACAUCAAGAACUGUUAUCAUCGAAGGAUGAUUUAGUUAUCUACAACGAUGACAACAAAAGUGUAAACCAGGAACAGUUUAUGCAAACUAAAACACACACAUAG